CCUCACCACCGACAUCGCCACUUGCCGCCUGCAAUGGCGGGCGAGCUGCCUGACCCGCUGUCAUUCUUCGUCUUGGCCGCCUCCUCCAACGACAGCGACGGGAGCAGCAGCGACGAGGAGGAGGAGGAGGGUGGACGAGGAGGAGGUGCAGGAGGAGGCGGUGGCGGUGGAGCGAAACGGCUCUGCACGGAGCAGAGGGGAGGUGGUGGUGAUGGUGGUGGAGGCCGCCUCCCGUCACCCGCUGUGCUGUUGAGCCGCGUGCUGGAGCCGAGCUUCUUGCAGAACCCCUACAGGGGACACAUCGACUGGGAGCGGCGGGCCGUCAAAGGGCCUGAGGAGCCCCCCCGAGAGUUCAAGCCGUGGCUCUCCACCGCCGCCCGUGCUCCGGCGGCGGCGGCGGCUUCCCCUGCCGCGGCCUCGGUGAAGCGGGCAGCCCCCACUGGGCCCGACCUGGCCGUGCGCUGGUCCCAGAUGUACCGCGACGACGAGGAAGAGAAGGCCAAGGAGGCCGCCUCCUGCACCCGCACGGAUGGAUACGAUGGUGUCGUGGUGAAGGGAGACGCCGAUGGUGACCACGUUGAGGCUUCCACCGCCGCCUCCACCUUGUCGCAUCAAACGCCGGCUCCACCUCCUCCUGGGUUCCUCGCCUCUUCGUCUUCAUCGCUGUCGUCGUCCCGGCCUGCCGAGAGUUUCCAGGAGAGGGAGCGGAAGAAGCGAGAGCGGGGACAGGCCAACCGCGACGCCAGCUUCGUGGAGGAGGAGAAGCGAAUCCUGCGGCACACUCACACACAGUAGACUUACACACACUAGACUCACACACACACACUAGACUCACACUCACUAGACUCACGACACAUACACACACACAAACUACACUCACCACGCAGGGACCCAUAGACUCACCACAAUCUGUGCACAAGAGCCUUGUAGAUCUUCAGAUUUCCCCUCCCUCUCUUGGGUAUCAAUAAAGAUUCUGACAACGAUUCUGCCAGACGUUGAUUCUGACGUUA
Lethenteron reissneri (Far Eastern brook lamprey) is the source of this 1010-nucleotide messenger RNA. RefSeq names its product UPF0690 protein C1orf52 homolog. The record is from RefSeq and is a predicted model, not a curated record. NCBI's taxonomy places the organism in Eukaryota, Metazoa, Chordata, Hyperoartia, Petromyzontiformes, Petromyzontidae.